CUCCAGGAACGAAGGUUUCCAUUGGCGCCGCUCGGCCUUCUGGGAGCUGUAUUUGCAGCGUCGCCCGCGCAGCCGCCAUUGUCCCCGGGCAGCGAUUCCCCAAAUCCUUGUUGGGGGGUGGCUCUUGGGUUCGGAGUCGCCAAGGGUUCCUGUCCUCACCUGUCUGCCCAGGAUGGACCCCGAGGAGGAAGCAGCGGCGUUGGCGAUGGCUACGGGUCCCCCGGAGGAACGGCUUCAGGAGCCGGUGACUUUCCGGGACGUGGCCGUGGACUUCACCCAGGAGGAGUGGGGGCGGCUGGGCCCUGCCCAGAGGAUCCUGUACCGAGACGUGAUGCUGGAGACCUUUGGGCACCUGCUGUCCGUGGGGCCUGAGCUUCCCAAACCCGACGUCAUCUCCCAGCUGGAGCAAGGGGCUGAGCUGUGGGUGGCUGAGAGAGGAAUUGCCCAGGGCUGCUGUCCAGGCUGGGAGCCUGGGCCCGAAGGUGGAGCGCCGGCCGGGGGCCUGGGCCUCCCUGCGGAGAAGCGGCGGGAAGGCUUCCUGCGGGAGGCGGCCUGUCCCGCCGCCGCCGCCGCCCCGGGGGAAGACGGGGCCUGUGAGGGCCGGGCAGCCGUGCCCGAGAAGGACCAGGGUGGUUGGAGGCGGUCGGACUUCGGCCUCAAGGAAACACCGGUUCGGGGCGGCAGUUGCGAGAGCCUCAGGCGUGCGGAGAGCAGCGGCCUGGGCUCGAGCCCCAGUCCGCUGCCGGAGGUUUCCAGGACCGAGCAUCUGUGCGCUCGCGGCCUGCGGGCUCCCGACGCCGAGCCACACCCCGCCAGCGCUGGGGAGCAGACCUCGGCCGGGCCUCCCGGGGCUGGGCGGGCCACGCCAGUGGGGGCCCGGGCUCCAGACAAGCCCUACAAGUGCGCCGACUGCGGGAAGGCCUUCAACCACAACGCGCACCUCACGGUGCACAAGCGGAUCCACACGGGCGAGCGGCCGUACACGUGCAAGGAGUGCGGCAAGGCCUUCAGCCAGAACUCGUCCCUUGUGCAGCACGAGCGCAUCCACACGGGCGACAAGCCCUACAAGUGCCCCGAGUGCGGCAAGUCCUUCUGCCACAGCACGCACCUCACGGUGCACCUGCGCAUCCACACCGGCGAGAAGCCCUACGAGUGCCAGGACUGCGGCCGCGCCUUCAACCAGAACUCGUCACUGGGCCGCCACCGGCGCACGCACACGGGCGAGCGGCCGUACGCCUGCAGCGUGUGCGGCAAGGCCUUCUCGCGCACCACCUGCCUCUUCCUGCACCUGCGGACACACACGGCCGAGCGGCCCUAUGAGUGCAACCGUUGCGGGAAGGGCUUCCGGCACAGCUCCUCGCUGGCCCAGCACCAGCGCAAGCACGUGGGUGAGGGGCCCCUCGAGGGCCUUCCCAGGCUGGUGUUCGAGGCGCCGGCACUGGCGCAGCCCACGUGGCCCGAGCCCGCGGCACCCGGGAAGAGGGCCCCGCGCAGCGACAGGCCCUUCAAGUGCGGCCAGUGCAGCAAGUGCUUCGCUCAGAGCUCGCACCUCAUCCGGCACCAGAUCACGCACACCAGAGAGGAGCCGCGGGGCCGGGGCCAGGGCCGGCCGCGCCUGCAGGCCGGCCCGAGCCCGCCCCUCAGCCGGCAGCAGCUCCCGGGCCCCAGGGCCGGGCCGAAGGCAGGACAGCCGGUGAGCAGGGCCCUCGCCCUGUUCGACAUCAGCAAAAUCGCGCAGGAGAAAAGCCCUGUGCAUGUGAUUGGGGUGGAAGAGCCUUCGGUGGGCACGUCCGUGCUGCUUGACAUCGGGGAGUCCACCUAGGGAGGAAGUUCUGCGGGUGACUUUUGAACCAUGGGCGCAGAGAUGUGUCUUUCAUAUGUUGGGGAAAACAAACAACAGGAUAGCCUAUGUUUGGUCCCAUCCUGAGCCUGCCCGUCGGACCCCGGCCUGGUGGAAUGACUCCUGAUUCGGCGGCGGCGCCCGCCUGUGCCAAGGGGCCUCGUGAGAGCUGGGGCUCCGGCUCGGCUCUCAGAGUCCAUCGGUCUCCAGCACAGCUCCCUGUCUCGCGCAGGGUCUCUGCCCCAAGACCCUCAGACAGCCCUGCUCUCAGCUGCGCUGCCGAGGAGAGCCAGCCUGCGGGGAGCUGGUUCAUCUCUGCCCCAUCUGGGCGACGCCGGGCAGUUGGGCGAGGCCCUUCUUCCGUUCGCCGCUGGAGGCGCCGCCUAGGCCAUCGUCUCCUUUCUGCCGGUUUUCCUUCUGAGGAAGGCAGAGCCUCUGACCUGGGCCUGGGCUGUUCUUGGCGUGAGGCCGUGAGGUUUGAGGUGCGAUCCUCAGUGUCCCAGCACAGAGGGUGCAGCCACCCAGGGCCGAGGCCUGCCUGCUUCCAAGCGAGCGCAAAAGGCCGGGAGGACUGUCCCCACGCGAGCCGCCCGUCCUGCCGAGACUCGCCGGCGGCUGCCCUCAUCCGCAGCGCGCGUGCCUGUGUCUGCGGUGCCACCGCAGACACCUCCUCAGGCAGCUCCAUCCCUGCCGUCAGCGCGGGGAAGCGAUCGUGGCGCAGCGCAGCGUGUAGACGACCAUCCUCGCAGUCCCGGCAGAAGGACCGUUGGCCUGGCAGCGCAUGGAGCUUCCUAGAAGCCGCAUCACCCUGGAAGGUCCAGCAGCCGCAGUUCGGAGAGUCGCGUCCGAAUGAUGGAGCAUCAGCACUGCCACCGCCGGGACGCCCCGGCUGCGAGGCAGCACCCUCGUUGGGACCCCUGGGGUCCGUGUCUGUUCUUCGGACGCUGUGAGUGUCAGAGCCACCGGCGUUCCCGUGGGCGCAGAGCGGCGGGCCUCCGGGAUGCCUCGGGUUCGUUUCCCUCACCCAGCUCUCCCCUGGGCUCCUCCACAGACUUCCCUCGUCAGCUCUUACUGGCACAGCAGUUCGCCCUGCACGCUUUGCCCACACCGUCUUCCAUUUGGUUCUUCGCAGAUGACCCAGUCACAUGGCUGGGCAAGGGGUGUUUCCAGACAGACGGUGCCUCCCAGGUCUGGGAAGGGGUGCGUUGUGUUCAUGAGCUAAAUCGCAGAACAUCCCAGCGUGGCGCAGCUGGUGGUGGAGGCUGACCCUGGAGUCCGCGCCCAGCUGACAGUGGCUCCGAGAAGCUGGGCUUUGUUUGAAGGUGGUGUCUGAUGCCACUUCCAGGCUUGCUCUGUUCCCACCCAGCAGCCUGGUUAAUCAGGAGGUGAGCUGCUGGAACUCAGAAGGUGGCAGACGAGUGUCUCGAAGCACCCUCUUCUCCAGGCAGGAUUCAGGCUUUUAUUCAGGAAGGAGGGGUGCGUGAUGGGUUACUGCAAACUCGGUGACUGCCGGCGUGAGCCAGCAAACGGGCCAGGUCAUGGGGAUUGCGACCCAGGGAGACUGCAGCCACGGGGACCACUGCGACACCCACGGUUGACAGAGCAAGACCGCUGAGGGCCGCAUGCCCCCCACCCGAUAGAAUUCCGCCCCCACAGUCUUGUGGGGAAAGGGGGUGGCGGUCGUUCUGGCUCCUUCCUGCUGAACAGGGCUCCGAGGGAGGGAUUGCGGAAUGGAGUGGAUAGGCCUGGGGCCGGUUAGCCUUUAACGUUUUAAUGAGUAAUACAGUCUCCUUCCCUACCUACAGCUGCGUGAACCUUCUGCAGUGAACUUUCAAGGCCCCUUUCCGACCUGGAGAACUUUCAAGGUCUCCAGGUCGGAAAGGAUGGGAGGUCCCCUCAGCUGAUAGGCAGACCUCUUGGAAGCAAGCUCAUGAUCAGGGGUCAGAACAGUGCCCAGUUUUGACAUCAUUAGCAGUGGUUAGAUGCUUGGGGACAUGCAGAGUCCCCGCCGGCAGACACCUGGAAUGGCCCACCGUUCCGCGUUUCAAAGGGGCUUCCUUUAAGCCUGCCUCUGGGAGCCACUCGGACCCGGACCCGGAGCAGGGCAACCAGCCAGGCCUCAUCCCAAGUGAAGUUAGUCUUCGGACACAUUUUAACAAGGUGCCUCUUUAACACAUGAUUCGUUUUCGCUGUCUUUGCAGUUGGUGGGGGACUCCACGGUGAAUGGAGCUUCCAGUUGGCGGGGCUUUAGACACCUGUUGAGUUUUACUCAGGACAGAGGCGGGCCUGUUACCACUUUGAAGGGAGUUCGAUAGUCCACACCAGGGCAUAAUUUCCUUAGGGAGGACUUUAACCACUUUGGGGGCUUUUCUGUCUGAGCGGGAUGUGCCUCCACCCGUCCUGAGAAAGUAUCGAGUAUCCACCACCCCUGGCAGGUAUCUGAAAUUUCCUGCGGCUCCAGGCACUCAAGUAAAGCCUGUUUGCCAUCCUCAGCAGGGCAGGUUUCUUCAUUGGGCCCCCAUCUGUGCAGGGCUGCAGUCUUCAGGUUACUUUUAGCUUAAGUCACCGACUCUGUGGGACGCGCUGGAUGUCCUUUGUGGGUUCGGCCCCACUGUGUACUUCUGAACCCAUCGUGAGGCAUCGUCUGGCCUGUGAUGGGCUCUAUUGCGAAUGUGCUGCAGUGCACGGUCCAUGAGGGCCUCUGGGAUCAAAGCAGGUGCCUGCACACUGCCUUUCCAGCUAGUUGAGGUGUGGGCAAGUGUGAGCCCCUCUCUCCUUUUCUGAAUACACAGGUGGUAUUUCACCAAGUCACUCUGGGAGAAGUGACCCUGUCACAGCUUGAUAAUCCCCUUCUUUUGCUGCUUUGCCACUUGGUCAGCUGUCCGGUUGCCUUUUAUUACGUGAGUUUCACCCUUUGGUGGCCUGGGCAAUGCAUUACGGCUACUCGUGAGGGCUUAUGGACUGCUGCUUUUUGUCUUUUUAGGGCCAUGUCUGCGGCGCGUGGAGCUUCCCAGGCUAGGGGUCAAAUCGGAGCUGUGUGAGCCGCCAGCCUACACCACAGCCACAGCAACACCAGACCUGAGCCAUGCCUUCUACUCACGGCAAGCCGGAUCCUUAACCCACUGAGUGAGGCCAGGCAUCAGACCUGCGUCCUCAUGGAAACUAGUCGGAUUUGUUUCUGCUGAACUGCAGUUGCCUGUUUUGUCUCUCAGGCAAAGGACCCCACUGACCUUGGAAAGGACAAAACCCAGCUACAUGACUUCACACGUGGCCUUUGCUGGUAGACCUCAUAUCCACAAGUGUCCACAUGGUGCAGGAUUCCGGAGGUGUUUUGUAGACACUUGUUCUACGAAGGGCUUGCUAUGAGCAAAUCGUCCACAUACUGGAGUAAGAGUCCUUCAUUCAGUGUGAAGUUUCUGAGGUCCCCGGCCAGCAUUUCCCCAAACAAGGAAGGGACAGUCCUUGAGGCAGGACUGUCCAACAGUACUGUUGGACCACCUGUGUUUCUGGGUCCUGCCAUUCGAAAGCAAACCGCUGCUGUGCUGCUUCUGCAAUAGGGAUACAGAAAAUAGGGGUGCAGAGAAACAUCUUUUGAGUCCAGAACUGAGCACCAGCUGUGUUCUCCCAGAAUAGUUAGGUACCUCAUGCUGCAAAUCUUGGACUGUCUUGUUAAUAGCCCUCACGUCUUGGACAAGGUCUGCUGAGUUUGACUUUUUGAUCAGGAGAGUAGGGGUGUUGCACAGAGACCUGCAAGGUUUAUAAUCAGUCCUAUUUUCAAAAUUGUUUCAAGAAUUGGCUGCAUUCCGGGAGUUCCCGUUGUGGCGCAGUGGUUAACGAAUCCGACUGGGAACCAUGAGGUUGCGGGUUCGAUCCCUGCCCUUGCUCAGUGGGUUAACCAUCCGGCGUUGCCGUGAGCUGUGGUGUAGGUCGCAGACGGGGCUUGGAUCCCGCGUUGCUGUGGCUCUGGCGUAGGCCGGUGGCUACAGCUCCGAUUGGACCCCUAGCCUGGGAACAUCCCAUAUGCCGCGGGAGCAGCCCAAGAAAUGGCAAAAAGACAAAAAAAAAAAAAAAGAAUUGGCUGCAUUCCCUUUUGGGCCUUUUGCCUCAGAGGAUAUCAUUUAGAUUAGAUGUCCCAACUUUCCUUGUAGGUGGAAUUUUCAGUGACCGGGUGACUUUGGCCCUGCCUUUUCAUUGACCUGGGGAGAGGGAGAGCUCUGUCUUUUUCUGGGGCAUCCAUGGCGCCGUCUGUUGGCUUAAAGCCUCUCAGGUUGUCCUGGUGAAAAAGUUAAUUUUGUGCCGUCCAGACCUGUACAAGUUUUCCAUUUCUCGUUUUGGAUUUCAGGUCGCAUUUUCUAGGCAAAAAAAAAUUUUUUUUUCUGUCCUCACCCACGGAAGUUCCCAGGCCAGGGAUGGAACCAGAGCCACAGCAAUAACAAUGAUGCUGGAUCCUUAACCCACUGAGCCCCAAGGGAACUCCCUAGGCAUAAUAUUACUGAUUUCUUCACAGACACUUUGAAACCAAGUCAGAUAAACUCCUCAGGGGAAAUUACUAUAAACUAGAGAAAAUAUAUUUUGUUUGGGUUUUUUGGGGCAGGGAGGCGUUAUUUGUUUGUUUGCUAUUUUAGGGUCAUACCCAUGGCAUCUGGAGGUUCCCAGGCCAGGGGUCGCAUCGGAGCUGUAGCCACCAGCCUACACCACAGCCACAGGAACACUAGAUCCAAGCGGCCUCUACAAUAUACACCACAGCUCAUGGCAAUGCCGGAUCCUUAAUCCACUGAAUGAGGCCAGGGAUCGAACCUGCACCCUCAUGGAUACUAGUUGGGUUCAUUAACCACUGAGCCACGAAGGGAACUCCCGUUGCUGAUUUUUUGGCUGCAGUUGCAGCAUAUGGAAGUUCACCAGCCAGGGAGCAAACCCAUGCCACUGCUGGAUCCCUAACCUGCUGUACCAUAGGAGAACUCUGGAAAAGACCCUGGUUUUAUCAGUUUAUAAAAAUAAACCUUUAUAGCAAAACCUAAACAUUUAUUUGAAAUUUAAUUCCUCAUACUUCCACCAUCCAGGGAAGAUUUUAUUUCUUCUUGUAAUUUUUUUCCUUGAAAUACAGGUGUGUAUAUCUACAGUGAACACUAAAUUUUAGACACACACCAAAAAUAUUUAUGUGUAGUUAUUUCGUGUCUAGAAAAGCAGAGUCCCAUCUAGUUCUCUUGUAACAUACACUUCUUACUAUAUAUAUAAUUUUUUGUCUCACUAUAUUUUGAACAUUUUGCUCCAAAAAAUGGAUUUCAUGUAGCUUAUUAAACUAAACGACCUUUCAGGAGAAUUGCAGCAUUGUGGUCUCCAGCAUCUUACCAGCCUUUGACUUUUUUCCAAAAGGAGAAGUGUUCCAUACACACUUCUGGGGGACUGUGAAUUGAUGCAGCCUCUGUAGAGUACUUUGUUUCUUGCCGUCUAAAUUACAAACCGGGGGAAGUUCCUGUCGUGGCUCACUGGAAAUGAAUCUGACGAGCAUCCAUGAGGACACAGGUUCGAUCCCUGGCCUCGCUCAGUGGGUUCAGGAUCCGGCAUUGCCGUGAGCUGUGGUGUAGGUCACAGACUCGGAUUACAUACUGGGUUGCUGUGACUAUGGUGUAGGCCGGCAGCUGCAGCUCCGAUUAGACCCUGAGCCUGGGAACCUCCAUAUGCCGCGGGUGUGGCCCUAAAAAAAAAAAAAAGAAAAAGAAAGACCAAAAGAUAAAAAUAAAUUACAAACCAGCCAGCCCUUUGUCUCAGCAAGCCAGUUGCUGGUUAUGAAUUCUCUGUGUCCAGACUGUUGGUGGCUUUUACUGUGGUACUGAUUUCAAAGGUAAAACCUGGGGAACAACCUCAGUGUCCACCACAGGGAGCUCACAAAGUGCUUUUCGGUGGCGCGAAGAACUACACAGACGUCGCAGUGGGGACAGUUUCGGGAACCCCUGGGGGAAAGCACCCAGGAUACACCGCUAAGUGAAAGAGCAUAGGACGCUCUGCAUGUAUCUGAAGGGUCUGCAAGGUAACUGGACGUGCCAGUUGUCUGUGGGGAUGAGAAAAGGAAGGGGAAUGAUGAGGAAUAAUUUUCACUCUAUCUUUUGAUAUUUUUGGAAUUUUGAAAUAUGUAAAAGUAUUACCAGUUUAAAAAAUAAAUUUAAAUAAAGCAAAACUUUAAUUCUUUCAAAUUAA
Sus scrofa (pig) is the source of this 8035-nucleotide messenger RNA. RefSeq names its product zinc finger protein 8 (gene ZNF8). The record is from RefSeq and is a predicted model, not a curated record. Gene Ontology annotation, cellular component: nucleus. Lineage: Eukaryota; Metazoa; Chordata; Mammalia; Artiodactyla; Suidae. Gene Ontology annotation, biological process: regulation of DNA-templated transcription.